AUGGCAGAGAAAUGGCCCCAGAUGGCUACUCUACGAAUCACAAGCAUCAUAGUUUGUGCAGUUUUACUUGGACAAGGAUCGUCUGAAAAGACAGGAGGAAGUAAAGAGGAGCAGAGAGAUGCCAUUCUGAGGGAGAUUAUUUCAAAAUGGAGCUCAGGAGGUGGUUGGAGUCCUCAGAAAGCUCCUACAGAAACAAACAAAGACCAGUCUGUGCACCCUUGGAUGAGGAAUAUCAUGGGGAGCCUGAAAACAAUAUUUCCCAGCAAGAAACUGCCGUCAUUAAACAAACCAAUAGACAGGCACCGUCUGUCUGGCUUCCUCUACAACAUCUCUCUGUAUCUCCAAGAGAUGGGUGCUGAGCUGGAGGAAGCACCCACAGAGACAGAUGAGGAGCAGCUGUGGGAGAAGGUGCUGCAUUUCUUUCUGCAGUCUGAGGGGAGCGCUGCAAUGAACCAGUGGAAUGGCCGGGUGCCACCCCGACCUAGUGUUAGGGUUCAGGACUGGUUUUUGUCCCUGCGGGGCAGCCCUCACUGGGACUGGCUGCUGGGGCUGCUGCAGAGUCUGAUCACUUUGUCAGAGCGUCAGCCCUACAGGCCUCUCCUCACUUACCUAUCUCAGAACUGGAGGACAGUGAGUGCUGUGCUGGAAGCUGCUCUCCAGGCACUAGUUAGCGGGACCUACGGCCAGGCUAGCGCUGGCCUGCAGGGCUUCAUCUGUGCUCUGAAGGGCCGCAGUGACUGUGCCUUCAGCGUGAGCUGGCUUCAGCAGUUGCUGCGUUUCUUAGAAACACGCCACUGGAAGCCUGUGGUCAGUUUACACCCAAUAGGUGAGGGUGCUGAUCACAGUAAGAGCUCGAGUGCAUUUGGACGAUUUAAGCCCUUUAGUUUGCCCCCUGAGGCCCUGAGGAAGGAUGCUUGGUUUGGAAAUGCAUCUUUUGAAGAUUCAGUGGCCACAGAGGAUGAUCCAGACUCUAUGCAAAGUUUCCUCCUGCAGGCGUUGUCACGUUCAGGGGGAGGAGAUCGAGGGGGGCAUCUGGCACAGAAAAACCUAGCUCUGGUGCAGAGUUUGGAUGGGCUGAGGAGGGGCCUCCUGCACAGGGUGGGGAGUUCUGUUUAUGAUAACCUGAGGAGAAAAGUUUCACAAGCUACCAUGGCGCUGCUUGAUGAUGUCAGCAGUCUGGUGGAUGUGCCACAGCCCAACGUUCAGGGUCAGUGCUCAAUUGGUGACCUGAGGCAGCUGAUCCUAUGGGGUAUAAGACACAAUGUAACAUGGAACACAGAAGCCCUUGGUGUUGGGUCCCAGGGUCUCCCAAGCUCUCUCCCAUUCCUAUCCUGCCCCUCCAGUGAUGAAGAUGAACCAGGAUCAGGACAAAAAAGAGCACGCUCAUCUCCAAAACCAGCCCCAUCUUCAAGAAAAAUCAACAAACAAAAACACCCUCAAGACAGAAAGAAUGGGAGAACAAGAGAGAGCAACUACCAGCACAAAGACCUGGAGUACUCCACCUCUUUGGAAAUCCUAGAGGCGGCAUGUAAUGAAUCUAUCCCAGGCUUGACAGGAGUCUCCAACUUUACUGUGUUUCUCUACUGUAAGCUGUUUGAAGGGGAGAAUGGCUCGGUUAGCUCUGCGGUGGCUCAGAUGGGGCUAGACCUGCACGCCACAUGCUCUGAUGCGGCUUGGUACCUGUCGGCUGCUGAGGAGGACUUUCUUUGGGUUCAUGUCUGCAGUGAGUUCUUCGCUCAAGAAUUCAACAACACAGUGUGUGCCAACUCCUCUUUCUGGCUGCAGAAAGCACAGCAGGCUGUGUUGACAAAGGACUACCAUUUUUUCAACCAGACAAGUAUAGACGACCUGUGUGUGCGGCUGACAGAUGAGACCACAUCAAACCCAGGACUGGAGGAGAGCUGUCUGUCUCAGCUGGGCAGCAGGAUGCUCACUGCGCAGGCUUUCAGAAACUGCUUCCUGCCCAACAACUCUGUCUUGAUCGCUGCUCUGUGCGGAAGAGAUUCCCCCGAGUCCUUACCAGAGGGCAGCUGGGCCGCGGCAUACUGCUCCAAACUACACAACUUAACCCAUGCAGACACUGUUGAGGAGUCUUGUCAGUACAGGGAUUGGGAUGUGCAUGAUUUCACCAACUUCACCCUCCUUGAGAGUUGUAGGCAGACACAUGGACUGAGAGAACAUAUUUGUCUAAAUGUCACACUCUACAGUAAGUUGUUAAGAUCAGUGCCCCAGUUUUCUGAACUUUGUGCUGACCUGCAGGCAGAACAGGAGGAAAAAAAGUGCUUCCUGCAAAGGUUUUUCGACAUGCUCCCUGCACGCUAUGAGUUUGACACAUCCCAGCUGUGCAUGGACCCGGCCCCGCUGCUGGUUGACGUUCUGCACAAACUGAGCGUAUGUGAGGUCCAGGGAGGGGAGCGCCAGGGGUUUUUGUUGGCGCUGGGGUAUGUGUUUCGAGUCCUAGACUUCAUGGUAGGCCUCUCUUCUGGACUGGAUGAGGGGGAAAGAGAAGCGAGGCAAGGUUUGAGUCAGGCCAUCCUCCUCUCCAGUCUCCUUGACAACACAUCCUGGGCUGAGCUGCAGCCACAAGCAUCCAUGAGCGUCCUGCACACUGUUGGAGUGUUCCUUCGUAGAGAGCAGAAUGCCACUCUGAAGGAGGAUCUGCUGAGCUGCUUUAGUCCUGUCCUGUGGGACCUCAUUCAGCAAAAUGACAACUCAUCUGCUCUCAGGGUUCUACUCCAGGAGUACCUCCAAAUGCCAAGAGACAGCAUUCGCACUCUUGUGAUGUCUGCAGAAAAAGAUGCUGUAAAGAGAUUCCUCUCUCACAUGCAUCAAAGUUGGGACCAGUUGCAAGUUGAAACAGGCCAGGCCUCUCAAAAAGAGCUGCAGGCCAUGGAAACAAUGACUGCCGCUUUCAUCCACAAGUUCCCACGAGUGACCCCGGAGCUGUUUGUGGACCUGUCUCAGUUCAUUCCCUUCAUGUCUGUUUCUGACAUCAUGAGCUUCCCAGCCUCCCUGAUAGUCAACGACACUGUGCUGACAGCCAUUCGUGACCACAGCUCAGGAAUGAAGUCCCUGCAGAAAAAGGCUUUUGUGAAAAGACUUCUGCAGUCCAGUGUGGUGGGUGAUGUCCCUACAUGGCCACCAUACUUCCUCACUUCUAUCCUUCCACUCCUGCCCUACCUUCCAGUCAGUCAUUUUCAACAGCUGACCUCACAACAGCUAACUCCUCUCAUAGAGUUACUUGGCAACAGCGGUCUGGAUGGUGUAAGGGGCCGCCAUGUGCUCCGGACGCUUUUUAGCAAGAAGAAUCUUACAAGUGAUCAUAUAGUAAGAUUAGGAGUUCUUAUAUGCUACAUGGAUCCAGAGGACCUGUCUUCAUUUCUUCAGGACUCACCUGUGUCCUCAACACUCUGGCAGCAGCUGGCUCAGUGCAUGUGUAAAGGGUUCAUCAGUCCCAGCGGCAGGCUGUCUGCCUGGUUGAUACAAACCUUUGAGAACAUGAAUAUCAGCAGCUUGGCUCCUCCAGAGCUGUCAGCACUCAGUGGCCUGUUGCCUCAGUUAGGGGCUUCUUUCCUACAGUCACUCCCAUCACAACAACUCAUGGAAAUCUUCUCACAGCCAGGAAUACACAGAUACUCACCUGCACAGGCUUUUCAAAUCUUAGCCAAGAUUUCAAAGGACAUCCCUCUCACAGUGGAAAAGCUCUGCAGGCUGAAGCCUUUACUCUGUGGUCUCUCCCCUGCUGUGCUCAGAGACCUCCAGUGGGCUGAGAUCAGCCAGGCUGCACACUGCCAGUGUUUGAAAAUGCUACUGAAUGAGCUUAAGCCUGGUCACAGAGCCAUGAUAUACAAUGCAGUGCUGGAGGUGAUGGUGCUAUUAUCUGCCCUCAACUUUGAGAACAUCACUCAGCAGGUGAACUGUUUAUCACCAUUUGUCCCUCUGAAGAAGCUGACUGAAACCAUAAAAGGAGAAACAAUCCUGAGAGACAUCAGCCUGUACAGAGACAUGCUCUGGUCACCACAGCAGGCUCAGCUUCUAUUCAGAAAGGUCCAAGAAUUUAAAAACAUUUCCAGAAAGUUUGUGAGAAAUCUGGGUCAUAUCGCCAGUGGAAUGAGUUGUGACUUUCUGAGGCGCAACAGUACAUAUUUUGCAGAGCUGCUUCAAUUUAUCACUGAGCUCCCUGGAUCUAUGAGACCUGCUCUGCGGAAAUGUAUUGUAGAAGAACUGAGGAAUUAUCCUGAACUGGACCUCAACUUUCUAAGCUCUGGGUUUGCUGCAACUUUACCAGUGACGAUGUUAGAGACCUUAUCUAAUGUCUCAUUCAGAGCCAUCCUCAGCCACAUUCAGGCAAACUUUGCUGACUUCCUCAGACUUCCUCAUUACAAGCAGACGAAUUUAGCAGAGAGAGCUGUCUCUGAGCUUUCUUCUCAGGCUGAAGAGGAGAUUGAUGGCACCACACUGGACGUCCUGGGGCCUUUGCUGCCUUUCUUGGACCGAGACAGUUUGGCUCUGGUGGACAGACGAGCUCUGUCUCUGCGGCUAGAAGAAAUGAGAAGUUUCUGUCUUCCCAAAGAGGCCCUGAGAGAUAUUAGUACCCUGCUCACUCAGAAAGACCUACUCGGGGAACCUUCCAAAUGGCAGGUCAGCGAUGUUGAGCACUUGGGCAGGCUGGUGUUUUCUCUUUCAACCAAGCAAAUUAACUCUAUCCCACUGCCAGUGUUAAAUAAAGACACAGUGGAGCAGGUCCUGGUGGGUCAAAGUCUCUGGGAGGACAGCACAGUCGGUGGAGUCUGCGUUACUCGGUGUAUGGACAAACAUCGCCACAGAAGACAGACUCAGAGUCUUAUUCGAGGGAUUGUUAAAGCACGGAGUAGGAGAGCAAAAGUGCCAGUUCCAAGCUGUGCAGACAUCAGGGGGACAUUUCCUUCAGCGUGGACGUCCACACAGCUCAGUCGCAUGUCACAGGAGGAUCUUGAACAGUGUGUUGAAGUAUUUGCACAGGAUGCUUCAUUGAACUCUGAGCAGCGGCGAGCACUGUGGGGGAAGCUCAGGCAGUUUUAUAGUCCAGUGAAAGAACUGAGAGCAGAUCAGGUGCUGGCUCUGGGCUCGGUGGUGACAGAGAUGGGAGAAAGAGAACUUCAGGACACCAAUCUUACUGAUCCUAGUGUGCUGGCUCAUCUAGGGAUACUGACUGACUGGAGCCCUAAAAAAAUGAGAGCGGUGAUUUUGGGUGUGAUGAGGAAGCGUAAAGUGAAAGUGGAACAGUUAACAGCGGUCGAUCUGGCAAUAUUUGGCCAUCUGAUCUGUGGUCUGUAUCCAUCAGAGAUCAAAAGACUCAGUGGCUACAACCUCAGCAUAGCAGCCGUGUUCCUGCGGGAGGUGUCCCUGCCAUGCACAGAGCAGCAGAUGGAGAUGUUGACAAGCCGUUUGUCCAGACCAGAGGCCUUUGGUCCAGUCAGUGCUUGGGGACCAGAAGUUUUCACUGAAAUCGGGACACUGGCAGUGGGCCUGGAGGACAUGGUGCUGUCAGCUCUGGUACAGGAACAAGUGGAGGGAAUAACACCCGAAGCCAUUGCCCUGAUGUCUAAGAAAAAGAUGGCAGUGGUGUUCAGUGCUCUUCAGCUGUCCUGGCUGAGUGCUGAGCAGGCCUGGGCUGUCACCGAGGAGCAGUGGGAAGAGCUGGACAGUGAGCAGAGACAUGCUGUCGGACUGGCUCGAUACGAGGGAGACGUCCUGCUGGAGCUGAGAGGAAGAAAUUCAGCUCCAGAAGGCCUGAGCACACACAGCUUCCCUUUACACUCGCUGCUGCUCUGCCUCUUGUUAUGGCAGCUAAUUUAA
Molecule: messenger RNA, 5838 nt
Organism: Cheilinus undulatus (humphead wrasse)
Lineage: Eukaryota; Metazoa; Chordata; Actinopteri; Labriformes; Labridae
Product: stereocilin-like
Exons: 29
Coding region: 1-5838 (1945 amino acids)
Biological process (GO): cell-matrix adhesion
Cellular component (GO): cell surface; kinocilium; stereocilium tip
Source: RefSeq, a predicted model, not a curated record